AUGGAGGAUGCAGUGGGGUCCCCCAAACGUGAGGCCGGGUGGCAGGAGGGUGGCCCCCCUACCAAAAAGUUGGACACCGCCACUUCUUCGAACCCACCCCCCCUCGGGGUCGACAUUGCUCAGAUGCAGCAGCUAUUGGAGCAGCAUAGCACCAGGAUCCUCCAAGCUCAGAAGGAGAACCUAGAAGGGAUGAUGGCUCUCUUUGAAAGCCGCACGGACGACCGGUUCAAGCACGUUGAAGCCAGGGCAACCUCCACAGAAGAAAGGGUGAGUUUGUUGGAGAAUAAGAUCGAGAAGAUGCAUGAUCAGCUCGCCAAUGCGCUCCAGGGCCGCGGGGUUGGGCGAGGAGGAGAACCGGAGAGGAGGUUCACCCUCGUCUUCGGAGGAUGGGGGAGGGAUACAAGGCGCCAAACUAUACUCCAGCAGCUUGAAGAAGCCCUUGACCAGCUCAAUUUGAAGCAGCAUCUGGACGCAUCGCCCUUUUGCACCGGGCCAAGGCGAAGCACGGCACUAGCCAACUUUAGUGUCCGUGAACAUGAGGGUGAUCAUGAUGUUCGCAAAAGGAUGCACACCAUCAUUGUUGGCCUCGCCAAUAGUCAGGUGGCUAUCCCCCAGGGGCGCUCUAUGUUUGCAACCUUCUCGAAGACCAAGGGUGAGCGGGCGAUUGCAGCGCAUGCGGGGUGGGUCAAGAGAGCUAUUUCGAAGCUAGGGCAGGACAUUCUCUCCACCCUUGAUGUAGAGUACAGUACAGGGACGUGUUGGAUGGGAGACAGGCAGGCCACAACGAGAGAUCGCGAGGACGACGGUGGCCAGCCGAGAAAGAGUGUACACACUAAGGUGGAGUUGAUGAAGGAGCUGUGCCACAAGCCCUCAGGGAUCUUGGAGUGGCAGAAAAUGACCACUCGAUUUACCUCUUGCAAGAAGUCCCCCGACAUGAGGCACGUGACCUUUGGCAACGAGGCCUGGGUGGGUUCUGCACACUUCGAUCCGGCUUGCACACAAAUUGUCCACAGGGCUGCUGCAGACGAGAAGGACGAUCUCAGCCUCCCCAGCAGCAGGGUUUGGACAUCGGGGCCACAACUCAUUGAUGGGAUCGAUCAGGGGGUGUUGAAGAAGCUUGCCCGCGAAUGUACCAAGCCAAAGCCGGGGAAGGCCUAUAAAGACCCAACUGCAGUCAAGCAAGCGGUGAAAACUGCCCGAGUCAGCCGCACGGCAGCAGCUUGGAAGGAAGUCCACAAGCUUCGCAAACAUGCUCGCAAAGUUUGGGAGAACCAGAGAAUCCAGGAGGCAAUGCAGGGGGAUUGGGAACAGGUUCGCAAACUCAGGAUGGUCAAAAACACAGGUUGGGACAUCCACUUUGCGGAGAAGCAGGGUGAGGGGGAUCCACACCAGUGCAUACAUGAACACCUGGAAAGCAUCUACACCACUGGUAAUCAGCUUCCUGAGCUCCCCACCUGGGAUGGAGAGGUCCAGGCCUUCACGGAGGACGAGCUCAAAACGGCGAUUGCGGCGGGCCACCGCAACAAGGCCGUGGGGACGGACAUGACAAGCCACGAACUUCUACAGGGGAUUAUGGACACACCAGGGGGGUGCACCCACCUCCUUGAGUUCUAUAACCACAUCCUGUGCACGGCCGACAUCCCUGCUGAUUGGAAUCGGGCAAUUAUGGUGGUGAUCCCCAAAACCUCCUUCCCCUCCGAACCAGGAGACCUAAGACCGCUGUCCAUGGGCAGCGCUGCAGCCAAAGUCUUUGCCCACAUGCUACUCACACGCUCUGCCCCCCAAAUCCAAUUAAAGGGGCCUGAACAGUGUUGUGGAAAGGGCCGACAGACUUGCGAUUUCAUUUUCGUGGUUUCCCGACUUAUGCAACUGGAGCAUGAAUGGAAGCAGGGGACCUGUUGGCUGAAGGUCGACUUGGCUAAGGCAUUCGACAAAGUGGAUCGCAGGGUACUGGUAAACCGACUUGAACAGAGGAUGGGGAUGUGUGCAGAGUUCAGGUGCUGGUAUAACCUCCUCCGGGGCACCGAUGCAGUCCUACAAACAGGGUGGGAUACUUCGAUCAUUGCUAUGCACGAUGGAAUCAAACAAGGUGCCAUUGAGUCCCCGGCAUUCUUCGGUUUUCUGGCGGAAACCUGCCUACACGAAGCAUCGGUGAGAUACAAGUGGCAUGAGCAGGCGAACACUUUCCCGGGGCUGGAGCUUAACAACCUCCUCUACAUGGACGAUGGUUUGCAGUGGAGUAAUGGGGUUGUAGACGGACGAUAA
Messenger RNA from Symbiodinium necroappetens, 2265 nucleotides. The record is from the annotation of a GenBank genome assembly. Lineage: Eukaryota; Dinophyceae; Suessiales; Symbiodiniaceae.